AUGACGGUGCGGCCACGCGGAUUGCGGUUUUACUCGCUCAAUUACCCGCCAUCGUACUUCAAGAACCCGUCUGCGCCGCCCAAGACGCUGGACCAGCUGCGCCAGGCGCAGGGGUCAGGGUUUCCUGGGUCCUCGGACGUUGAAGCGGUCGUGUCUUCUGCGGGCAAAUAUCGGCAGCUAGGCAUCGGGCUGGGCAUCGGGCUCUCGUCGUUCGCCAUCAGCGUGACGCUGGGCUGGCUGCUGUCGGACAUGUCAGAAAAGGUUCAAGAAGGCGAGCGUCAGAUGAAGCUUCUACGCAAGAACCAGAAAGAAAUGCUGAUCCAGAUGCAAAACUACAAAAAGAAGAUCACGCUGGCGUCAGUGGAGAACUCGAAAAAACACCUGAUGAUCCAGGGCAAGAUGCAGAUGCACGUUGCUCUGCUCAGAGAACAGUUGAUAGACCAGGGCAUUGAUCCGGUGUCGAUCGACGAAGCAAUAGACAAGUUUGAGGAAAACGUCAAGAUGGAGACCACCCCGACCACCAUCAACCUGUGGGUUCCCGGGGAGUCGCGCUUGAAAUCAUUAAUACCAGACGCUCAUGAAUAUACACGGAAUAAAUAA
Ogataea philodendri is the source of this 600-nucleotide messenger RNA. RefSeq lists its product as uncharacterized. The coding region runs from base 1 to 600 and encodes 199 amino acids. The record is from RefSeq and is a predicted model, not a curated record. The transcript has a single exon. NCBI's taxonomy places the organism in Eukaryota, Fungi, Ascomycota, Pichiomycetes, Pichiales, Pichiaceae.